Puccinia triticina is the source of this 705-nucleotide messenger RNA. RefSeq lists its product as uncharacterized. Lineage: Eukaryota; Fungi; Basidiomycota; Pucciniomycetes; Pucciniales; Pucciniaceae. Bases 1 to 705 code for a protein of 234 amino acids. The transcript is spliced from 5 exons. The record is from RefSeq and is a predicted model, not a curated record.
AUGCCUCCAUCACCCCGCUGCCCAACUCCUGGUCAAUCACACAGACAACCCGGCUCUCUGCCAGGAGACCAUUUCUCUCCACCGGCUCUCAGCCCACCCGGAAGCUUGCCGUUGGCGCUGCUUGGAUAUUUGAAAGAAUUGACCGGGAAAACAGAAGUUCCUCAACUGAAAUUGGUUCAAUGCGUGGGCCAAUUAGAGGCAUCAAUUAACGCCAGCGACCAAGAUGAGAGCAAGUGGCCGGGGAAGGCUCCUCACCUGGAAUUAGAAGUAGCAUCAUUUGUUGCCCCGUUGAAUCCCUUGAUUGGGGAGACCGAGCAACCAGGGACCCCUGCACCAUUGGCCAACUUGCCGGAUGAUACCAAACGGCCCGGAGCCGCUGCUUCACAAUCCCUCUUGAAGGGAUUAAUUUUCCUCAACAAGGAAUGUGGCCUCGAGGAAUUUGGCCAGGUCCAUUUGAUCAGAACCAGACUGUUCAGCCUUGAAAGCCUCAACCAUACUAACCUCUACAUCCUCAAGAAGGUCUCCAAACGCGUCUCCCAAAGGAUCCAGCAGCCAGCCGGCCAAUUGGAAAGUGCUAGCUCAAAGCCUGCUCCCUUAAUGUCCUGGCCGCGCGCGUCCUCCUUCACCACUUGGAAAGAGAUCCUCACAUAUGGUCAAACACGCUUCUCAGACCACAUUGCGAUCACCCAAUUUCUUCAUCUGUAA